This is a messenger RNA of Laccaria bicolor S238N-H82, 990 nucleotides long. RefSeq lists its product as uncharacterized. The transcript has 11 exons. The coding region runs from base 1 to 990 and encodes 329 amino acids. Lineage: Eukaryota; Fungi; Basidiomycota; Agaricomycetes; Agaricales; Hydnangiaceae. Gene Ontology annotation, molecular function: dioxygenase activity. The record is from RefSeq and is a predicted model, not a curated record.
AUGUCACUGAUAGCCAUUUCAGAAGACGGGCAUUUUCAAGAAGUUCCUGUGAUUGAUCUCCAGGACAUUCGGAGCGAUGACCCCAUACUCAGAGGUGCUUUAGCCUCUCAAGUGCGUGAUGCGUGUAUGCGCGUAGGAUUCUUCUAUGUUUCAAACCAUGGCAUUCCAGAGCACAUUAUCGACGGCGUUCUCGAGAUGUCCAAACGAUUUUUCGCUCUCUCAACCGAAUCCAAAAUGAAAAUCGAGCAUCGCAAGACGUCAAAUUUCAUGGGAUAUUCGCCACUUCUUAGCGGAAAUAACGACCCGGAUAAUGCUGGGGAUUUACAAGAAGGCUUUGAAUUUGGCUGGGAGGAACUUGAUGCCGCCCCAAAAUUUCACCCUGAUGAGAGUGGUCCUAUGGCCGGCGCCAAUGUGUGGCCAUCUGAGCUUGAACUGCCUGGUUUCCUACAAUGCAUGGCUGACCGCGUCUGUAGCCACUCCGCUGUCAACCUCGGACAAGCAAUGUUCCCCCUCUUCGCUUUGGCACUCAACCAAACAGAGGACUUCUUCGACAAUAAGGCCACAUUAAUGAAGCUCCUCCACUAUCCGCCUCAAACCGAGACAGUUGACGAACGGGUCAUUGGUAUAGGUGCUCACACGGAUUGGGAGUGUUUUACGAUCUUGUGGCAACAGCCUGACCUUCAAGCCCUCCAAGUUCUCAACAGUGAUAAGAAAUGGAUAAACGCUCCACCGAUUCCAGGGACUCUUGUGAUAAACCUUGGCGAUCAGUUUGCAAGGUGGACGAAUGAUAUCUUCAAGUCCACGGUUCACAGGGCCAUAAAUCGAAGUGGUGUCCGUCGCUACUCAAUCCCUCUAUUUUUCGGAACCGAUUAUAACGUCAAGUUGGAGCCAAUUCCGAGUUGUGUGUCUCCCGAUCGACCCCUCAAGUACGAGGUCAUCACCGCUGGAGAAUAUGUCAAAUCGCGUCUGCAAGCCACUUACAAUCACUAA